AUGGAGGAAAAGAAGUUCCACCUGGGAAAUCCCGCAUCAUCUGUCCCUGCAAGUGACACUCCAUCUUCUGUCGGAGAUAUAGAAGCUGCAGAACCUCAAUCUUUCCCUGAAACAGCAGUUCCACUGAGUGUUCGAGCCGAGAAAGAGAACAUGGCACACUCCCACACUGCUGUCCAUCAUGCCCAUGGAGAAUCUUUACUGCAAUCAACCCAUCUCGCCCAUGGCGAGGCCGGGAUCCAGACCAUUCAGCCUAGUGCAUUGACAGUUGGUGAUGUUGAGGUGACCCGACCGGGCGCUGUCCGUCUUGGUCCAGCCGAAUUUGCCAUUACACUGCCUAUGGAUUCAAGAGUCAAGGACGAUUACGAGCGUGUCCUUACAGAUGGUGCUGCAACAAUGCAGGAGUUCUUGACUCACUCUAGUCCUAGUCCCCAUACUCCGUCUUCUGAUCGAGAGUCAUUGCAUUCAAAGGUUUAUGACAUAAUUGCUCGACUGAACAAUGUAUCUACUCAUCCUGACCUAAACAUUCCCCAACACCUGGUGGAGUCAGAUACUGGUCCGGAAACACAGGCUAUGUGGGCGGAGUAUUCCAGCGCUAAAUUCCUGUUGCUCGGGCAUUUGAUUGAACUCGCGAGCUCUCAUGAGCUUCAUAUUAUCAUCGCAGCCCAGAAUGAUACGAAACAAACCGUUAUUGAGCGCUAUCUGCGGGGCAAAGGCUUCGACUACACUCGACCCCGGGAAGAGCUAGGUGGUACCCUGGAGGUAUCUUUGGCGAAAGGCCCUCUAAGCUUUGGUGUGCACUCCAAUGACAAUGUGCAAACGCCGUUCAGAGCCCCGGCUGCGAUUUUUGUUUUUGACACGGCAUUCCAUCCCAAAAGUCCGUCCGUGGAAUAUAUCCGAACAACAUAUACUCGCAAUGGUGGUCUUCUUCCCGUUAUUUGGUUCCUCAUUUCCAACACGUGUGAACACAUUGAGCGCUGCCUGCCAGACACGACCGAGUCCGAGCGGUUGCGACUGCUCUUGCAAUACACUGCUCGGCUCCACGAUGAAGUGGGUGAUCUCCAGCAUGAUGCCCUCAACGUGCAGGAAGAUGCCGAAGAAAUUGUCAAUUAUUUACUGCACAGCUUUGCUACUUGGCAGUUGCCUAUGAUCGAGCCUUUGAAUUUUGCACCUUCUGAAGAAUCGGAUCAGACCUCAUCUGACGAGUCCCAAGUGGCUGCUCAGAAGCGCUCGUUGCCCGACGACGAUAAAGAGGACUACACAUCUAAACGUGCUAGGGUCGAUCUUCCAGAGACUAGUCAACCUACUCAGUCCACCAAGGGCCCCAGUCAAAGUUUGGACCACGAGCUUCAUCAUUUGGACGCAAAUCUUGUUCGAAUGAAUGACCAACACGCUGCUGAAAAGGAACAAUGGCAGAAGGUGGUGAAAGAAUGGCAGUCGCGAUACUGGGAAAAAGAUCGAUCAUUAAGUGCCCUUCAGUUUCGCUAUGAGAGUCGAAUGAUUGAAUUUCACAAGAUUCGGCAAGAGCGUGAUAAGUUGGAAAAGUCCGAGAAGUCUACAGAGCAACGAACAGAGAAAUUCAAAGAAGGUAUCACCAAGUUGAAGGAGGAACGGACCCAGCUGAAGAGAGAACUUGAAGAGGCUCGCCAAGAACUCAAGAAUGGUGGCGGUUCACUGGCCGAUCUCGAGACAGCCCGCGAAGAGAUUCGCACCCUGAAAAAGGACGCUGCAGGCCUAGAACGCAAGGCUGACUACGAAAGAAAUCAAGCGGAAUACACUCGAGAGCAAUACCAAAACGCAUCUAACGCUGCUGCUCAAGCUGGAAACGAAUCGCGUCUACUCCAAGCUGAGAAUGAGUCCCUCAAGCGCAAAGCCGAGAACAACUCUGUUCGACUUCGAGAAGCCGUCAAUGCAAGUGACUCAGCUACUCACAUUGCUAGAAUUGAAGAACUUCAGCUUAUGGUUGCCUCUCGCGAUGACCUCCUGCGCAGGAAGGAGGAGGAACUGCGAGAGAUUCGCAAAAAUCGUCCGUCAACCCGGUCAACCAGCACACAACCACGAAGCCCAAAGUGGGGCGCAUCAAGUCGCCCAACGAGCCCUGGGGUGAACAAUGGAAAUGGAAAUGGAAACGGAAAUGGCAAUGGUGGCCUCGCUGGUCGAGGCAGUGGCUUGCGUUUUAGUGCGGAAGCUGGGCCGUAA
This is a messenger RNA of Penicillium pulvis, 2196 nucleotides long. RefSeq lists its product as uncharacterized. Bases 1 to 2196 code for a protein of 731 amino acids. Gene Ontology annotation, cellular component: HDA1 complex. The record is from RefSeq and is a predicted model, not a curated record. Lineage: Eukaryota; Fungi; Ascomycota; Eurotiomycetes; Eurotiales; Aspergillaceae. The transcript has 3 exons.